Paramecium octaurelia is the source of this 758-nucleotide messenger RNA. NCBI's taxonomy places the organism in Eukaryota, Ciliophora, Oligohymenophorea, Peniculida, Parameciidae. The record is from the annotation of a GenBank genome assembly.
AAUAAAUAAAAAAAUAAUAUCUAAUGUCUGGAGAGCUACCUAAAAUCACUUCUAAGAGUUUAUUUUCUACUUAUGUCGAGAAAAAGAAUGCAGAAGAAGAAGCAUUAAAAAUUAGGAAUAGAAUUGAUUAAAUAAGACAAGAACGUGAUAAAAUAAUAAAGAGAAUAUAGUCUGAAGAGUUAAAGGCAGAACAAAUUUACAAACAUAGAUUGGAACUAUAAUUAAAAGUAAUUUCUACCUUAAAGUGAUAGAAAGAAGAAAAAAUCAGAUAGAAGGUGGAAGCACCUCCUCCUUUUUCUUUAGGCGUUUCUAGAGCAUAGAGAGAGACUCUAAAGAGAAUAAAAGAAGAAAUGCUUCACAGAAAGAAAACUGAAGUAAAGGAAUUUAGAAGUUGGCAUCGACAUGAUUUAUAGGAAACUAGAUUAUAGAAAAGUUUGGAUCAUGAAUCUUAUCGUUCUAAAGUUCUUUAAGGAAAGGAAGAGGAGAGAUAGGCUAAUUUAAAUACUUUAUCUAAGUUGAAAGAAAGAAGAAAUAGAAUCAGAUAUGAAUUAGAAAUAGAAAAAGAUAGAAUUCAAAGAGAGAAAAAUGAGUAUGAUUAGAAGAUUCAUGAAUUAGAAUAAUUGGAAUAAUUAGAAUUAGCAAAUUUGUAGAAAACUCUCCAAAGACAAAAUUAAGCAAAAGAAAAAGUUAAUUUAGCUUAAACUUUGUCACCUAAAGAAUUGGAAGCUAAAUUUGGUUAUAAUUCAACAAGUUCAUGA